UGCUGUCAGAUAGAAGAAAUUUUGUUACGGUACACGAAGCACCGAGGAAUACUGCAUAACAUUUAGUUCUUCUCGAAUUAGAGGGGAGUGAUUAGUGUAUUUAGAAAAUUCUAAUUUAAAUGAGUCUUUCUAUGAAAGAUCUAUAGCAAAAUAACGUUUGUAUAUAGAAUACGUAUUCACAUUCAACCACGUAAUAGGUGCAUUGAGUUGUGAAAAUGAAAUCCUUUGUCGUGUGGGGGAGUAUUUUACUACAUGUAGCAUUAGUUCUAUUGGUGCAAGAAGUUUCUGCUGGUAGAGAUUUCUAUAAAAUUCUAGGCCUUCGAAAAACGGCUAGUAAAAACGAAAUUAAAAAGGCAUACAGGAAAUUAGCUAAAGAACUUCAUCCGGACAAAAAUCAAGACGACCCAGACGCGUCGCAAAAAUUCCAGGACUUGGGCGCGGCAUACGAAGUGUUAUCUGAUGAGGACAAACGCAAACUGUACGACCGGUGCGGCGAAGAGUGCGUCAAGAAGGAAGGUAUGAUGGACAACACUGAUCCAUUUGCACACUUCUUCGGUGAUUUUGGGUUCGGCUUUGGUGGCGGACAGGAACAGCGGGAAACGCCGCGUGGAGCUAACAUCGUGAUGGAUUUGUAUGUGACGCUCGAGGAGCUGUUCAAUGGGAAUUUUGUGGAAAUUACGCGCAACAAACCGGUAAUGAAACCGGCACAGGGCACACGGAAGUGUAACUGUCGUCAAGAAAUGGUUACCCGGAAUCUCGGCCCUGGGCGGUUUCAGAUGAUGCAACAAACUGUUUGUGAUGAGUGCCCCAACGUGAAACUUGUAAACGAAGAACGCACGAUUGAGAUAGAGAUUGAACAAGGAAUGGAAGACGGCCAGGAAACAAGAUUUUCCGGCGAGGGAGAACCUCAUAUUGAUGGUGAUCCGGGAGAUUUGAUUCUGAAAAUCCGAACAGUUCCUCAUCAAAGGUUUGAACGUCGUGGAGAUGAUUUGUACACCAACGUGACCAUUAGUUUACAGGAUGCUUUGAUUGGAUUCAAACUUUAUAUUGAUCAUUUGGAUGGUCACAAGGUUUCUGUUGAAAGAGAGAAAGUUACCUGGCCGGGAGCUAGAAUUCGGAAGACCGGCGAAGGUAUGCCCAAUUAUGAGAACAACAAUCUUCGAGGAACUUUGUAUAUUACAUUCGAUGUAGAGUUCCCAAAGACUCAGUUGAGUGACAGUGAGAAAGAAGAUAUAAAAAAUUUGUUAAGUCAACCAUCUGUAAACCGGGUAUACAAUGGUCUUCGAUUUUCAUAAAUAAAACCGACUGGGCAUUAGAAACUUCUGUGAACUCUUUUUUACUCGUAAGUUAAAAAAACUUGUAUCGAAAUUGCGUACUUGAUAGUUAAACUUUCACACAAUUUGCAACUAUUCAUAAUGCUUGCCGAAACGUGAGCUGAAAAAUCUAUAAGAGGCUUCUGCCCCGCGAAAUACUUUAAUUAAGCAUAGAUUUUUAAAGUAAAUUAUUGAGAAAAGCAUUUAUGUUACAAGUGAAAUGUAACCGGAGCUUUCUAGAAAAAAAAAAAAAUAGUUUCAGCAAUUGAGCGUUUGAUUGUGAUGAACAAUUUCUGUACAUACGUGUUGUAGAAUAAAAUAAUUCAAUGAAUGAAAAAAGAGCUAUCAAAGUGCACAAAAUUGUCAGAAUAUGUAAUUAUUUAACGAAUGUCACCGGCGGUUAGUGAGCGACUAGACCUGGAAUUAGUAAUCCAAUGACAAUUAAAUAUAAGUAAAAUAACUACACACCAAA
Molecule: messenger RNA, 1785 nt
Organism: Wyeomyia smithii (pitcher-plant mosquito)
Lineage: Eukaryota; Metazoa; Arthropoda; Insecta; Diptera; Culicidae
Gene: shv
Product: dnaJ homolog shv
Exons: 4
Coding region: 216-1295 (359 amino acids)
Biological process (GO): protein folding; protein maturation
Cellular component (GO): endoplasmic reticulum
Molecular function (GO): misfolded protein binding
Source: RefSeq, a predicted model, not a curated record